Triplophysa rosa is the source of this 1109-nucleotide messenger RNA. RefSeq names its product serpin A3-1-like. NCBI's taxonomy places the organism in Eukaryota, Metazoa, Chordata, Actinopteri, Cypriniformes, Nemacheilidae. Gene Ontology annotation, molecular function: serine-type endopeptidase inhibitor activity. Bases 9 to 1109 code for a protein of 366 amino acids. The transcript is spliced from 4 exons. The record is from RefSeq and is a predicted model, not a curated record. Gene Ontology annotation, biological process: negative regulation of endopeptidase activity.
UGUUAUCGAUGAACAAUGACUUUGGUUUUCGUCUGUACAAGAGUCUCACGGCAAAGCCUGAGUUUCAGUCCAAGAAUAUCUUCUUCUCUCCAAUUAGCGUGUCAAUGGCCCUUUCAGCGCUGUCUCUAGGAGCAGAUGGUGAUACCAAACAUCAGCUUCACAAGGGCAUCGGCCAUAACAGCUCUUUCUUUAGCACUGAAGAAAUGCAUAAGGCAUAUCAAAGUAUCUUGGAGGAAAUCAACCAGAAUACCGGGGUGGAGAUUGAUGUUGGCACUGCUCUGUAUUUAAGCAACAAAUUUAAGUCACAUCCCGAGUUUUUUGAGGAGAUGAAGCAGUUUUACCUUUCAGAAGGCUUCGCCGUAGAUUUCAGCACCAGAGAAACUGUAGAACAGAUCAACGCAUAUGUGAAGGAAAAGACACGCGGCAAAAUAGAUCAAGUUGUUCAACGCCUGAGUCCUAGUGUCAAGAUGCUUCUUCUCACAUACAUAUAUUUUAAAGGAAAAUGGGACUUGCCAUUUAACCCAAAAAAGACCCGUGAGGCUAAUUUUCAUGUGGAUGAUAAGACAACCGUUCCAGUGCAAAUGAUGCAUAAAAACGAUUACGUCAAAGUUUUUUAUGACGAAAGACUUGCCACUAAAGUCCUUGCUCUUGACUACAAUGCCACGUUCUCCCUGAUCCUGGCUCUCCCAGACAAAUCCAUCACUGAGCUGGAGGCGGCUAUCUGUCAACAAGACAUUGAAAAGUGGAGAAAUGGAGUUACAGAAAGAAAAGUUAAAAUCUAUGUCCCCAAGCUGUCUCUUAAAACAUCAUAUUCCCUGAGAAAUAUUUUGCAAGGAAUGGGUAUGACGGAAAUGUUCUCAGGUAAUGCCAACUUCAACAGACUUUCGGCUGAAAAGAUUUUCGUUUCAGAGUUGGUGCAUAAAGCCGCUCUGGAUGUAGAUGAAGAAGGCACCACUGCAGCAGCCGUGACUACAAUUUUACUGGGAUCUUCUUUUCCCAACCCAAUGAACAUUUACAGAUUCGACCGUCCAUUCAUGCUCUUUAUUGUUGACCCCAAAAGUUCCAUCCUCUUUAUGGGAAAAAUUGUCAACCCAGCAGUGAAAGAAUGA